AUGAAAGGUGCGUACACUACCAUUUCGCCUCCCAAUUUCUGCUUAUUAACACUUGUGACAGUCGUCAUUCAAAGAGUCAAGUCUGCUUCAGUCACCGUGGACCAGGAGCUAGUCUCCUCGAUUGGUCGCGGGCUUCUCGUUUUGGCUGGGGUAGGCAAGGAGGACACGGAGAAGGACGCAGAAGGCCUAGUGAACAAGGUGCUCAAGUCCCGGUUCUGGCCCGAUGAGAAUGGCGCACAAUGGAAGAAGAGUGUUCAGGACAUUGAGGGCGAGGUGCUCUGCGUCUCCCAAUUCACUCUCUACGGCAAGAUGAAGAAAGGCAAUAAGCCUGAUUUCCACGAGGCAGCCAACGCCGAGACCGCGCGCAAGAUCUACGACCACUUCUACGAACUCAUGCGCAAGUCCUACGUGCCUGACCGAGUCAAAAACGGCGUGUUCCAGGCGAUGAUGGAGGUUGAGCUCAAGAACGAUGGGCCGGUGGGUGUCGACUACCGCAGUGAAGAUGCGGCGGUUACCAUCGAGAUCGAUACGAAGCUCCCCAAGAGGGAGAAAAAGGAGGAUAAGAAGGAAAAUGGCAAAGCAGAAGAAGGGGAAGGAGAGGCACAACGGCAGACAUAUGAGUUUAAGCUGCCGGCUGAAUUAUUGGAGUAA
This is a messenger RNA of Penicillium lagena, 651 nucleotides long. RefSeq names its product D-aminoacyl-tRNA deacylase. Gene Ontology annotation, biological process: tRNA metabolic process. The record is from RefSeq and is a predicted model, not a curated record. The transcript has 4 exons. Gene Ontology annotation, molecular function: D-tyrosyl-tRNA(Tyr) deacylase activity. Bases 1 to 651 code for a protein of 216 amino acids. Gene Ontology annotation, cellular component: cytoplasm. NCBI's taxonomy places the organism in Eukaryota, Fungi, Ascomycota, Eurotiomycetes, Eurotiales, Aspergillaceae.